CUUCCCCUAAAACUUCAACCCUUCGUUCCAACGAACGAUGCACUGGCUUUACCGCAUCAGAGCAAGCCGUUUCUAUUUAAAUUCAUCCUCCUCAAGAGAAAUCGAAUCCAUCAGAAGAAAAGAACACAUAGCGAGGUUUUGGACGAGUUGAUCAUGUCUUUGCCGUCGAGUUUGACGAUUAGCGAGGCUUCGCCGGAGUGGCUGAACAAAGGGGACAACUCAUGGCAGCUGACGGCGGCGGCGAUGGUGGGGUUGCAGUCGGUGCCGGGGUUGGUGAUCCUCUACGGUAGCAUCGUGAAGAAGAAGUGGGCGGUGAACUCGGCCUUCAUGGCGCUCUAUGCCUUUUCGGCGGUGCUCGUGUGUUGGUGCCUGUGGGGCUUCAGCAUGGCCUUCGGGGAGGAGAUGUUGCCCUUCUGGGGCCGCCCCAGCGCGGUUGCGCUGGAUCAGGCACAGCUCCUAGCUCCGGGUUUUGCUGGGAUGUACCCGGCCGCCACGCUCGUCUUCUUCCAGUUCGUGUUUGCGGCCAUCACCCCCAUCCUGAUCGCCGGCUCGUUGCUCGGCCGGAUGAAUUUUAAGGCAUGGAUGCUCUUCGUGCCACUCUGGCUCACCUUCUCCUACACCGUCGGCGCUUUCAGUCUUUGGAGCCCAAAUGGCUUCCUCUUCAAGGCCGGCGUCAUGGAUUUCGCCGGCGGUUACGUCAUCCACCUCUCGUCCGGCGUAGCAGGACUCACCGCCGCCUACUGGGUCGGGCCGAGAAUUGGCAAGGACAAGGAGAGGUUUCCGCCCAAUAACAUUCUGUUGACCCUCGCCGGCGCCGGAUUGCUUUGGAUGGGUUGGACAGGGUUCAACGGCGGCGCGCCGUACUCGGCCAACAUCGACGCCUCGAUCGCCAUUUUGAACACGCAUCUCUGCACGGCGACCAGUCUGCUCAUGUGGCUCUGCCUCGACAUGUUCGUGUUCACCAAGCCCUCCGUCAUCGGCGCUGUCCAAGGCAUGAUCACCGGGCUCGUCUGCAUCACCCCUGCCGCCGGACUGGUUCAACCUUGGGCGGCCAUCCUAAUGGGUCUGCUCUCCGGUAGCAUCCCAUGGUUCACCAUGAUGAUCCUCCACAAGCGCACCCCCUUCCUCAGAACGAUCGACGACACCCUCGCCGUCUUCCACACCCACGGAGUCGCCGGAAGCCUCGGCGGCAUCCUCACCGGCGUGCUGUCCGAGCCGCGCCUCAACCGCCUCUUCUUCGGAGACGACCCCAGGUACGUCAGCCUCGCGUACGCCAUCAAGGACGGCCGUGCCUCCGCCGGGUUCCGCCAGGUCGGCAUGCAGCUCGCCGGCAUCGCCUUUGUCCUAGCCGUCAACGUGGUGGUCACCAGCGUCAUCUGCCUGCUGAUCAGGCUGUUGGUGCCGCUGCGGCUGACCGAGGAGAAGAUGCUGGUGGGCGACGACGCCAUCCACGGGGAGGACGCGUACGCGGUGUGGGCGGACGGCGAGACCUACGAUAAGUCGGUACACGGGUUGGAGUACUUUGCGGCGAAAAGCGCCGACUGCGAAAUGGCGUGAGGUGGAUUGGACCGUGCUUAAUUUGUUCUGGCGACAAGUUUAAUCGGAUGCACUCUGCAAAUCCUUAUCAUCUGUUUAACUAAACAAAUAUUUUUUAUAUUAAUUUGCAUCGUAAAUAUUAGUUGUUCA
Molecule: messenger RNA, 1686 nt
Organism: Zingiber officinale
Lineage: Eukaryota; Viridiplantae; Streptophyta; Magnoliopsida; Zingiberales; Zingiberaceae
Product: ammonium transporter 2 member 5-like
Exons: 3
Coding region: 154-1557 (467 amino acids)
Biological process (GO): ammonium transmembrane transport
Cellular component (GO): plasma membrane
Molecular function (GO): ammonium channel activity
Source: RefSeq, a predicted model, not a curated record